Molecule: messenger RNA, 315 nt
Organism: Symbiodinium natans
Lineage: Eukaryota; Dinophyceae; Suessiales; Symbiodiniaceae
Source: the annotation of a GenBank genome assembly
AUGAUGCAGGCGCUUUCACGUCGAGGCAGGCUGCGGCACCGAGGCCGGGCCAACCUGGGCAACGCGCAUCCGCAGACGCUGCGUACCAUGUUCAACUUGGCCAAAUUGCUGGCUCACGCCAGCCACUUGGACGAGGCGGAGCGGCUCUUCCGCGAGGCGCUCGAGCAAUGUCUGGCCAUCUAUGGCGUGGCCAACAAGGAGACCGUAAACUCCGCGAAUCACUUGGCCAGAUUCUUGCAGGAGCGGGGAGACCAAGCGAAGCUGGAGAAGUUCGUCCAGGAGUUUCAGCAGCUGCAGCUCCAGCACAGAAUGGAG